This is a messenger RNA of Oppiella nova, 955 nucleotides long. Lineage: Eukaryota; Metazoa; Arthropoda; Arachnida; Sarcoptiformes; Oppiidae. The record is from the annotation of a GenBank genome assembly.
GGCAUUUGCUCGUGUAAUGACAACUUCUACGGCCGGCGCUGUGAGUGCGACGCCAAGGAAGCGAAUCCCGCCGAAGAGGAACAGUCGUGUAUUCACGGCAAUGACACCAAAGUGUGUUCAGGAAGAGGCGUCUGCAGAUGUGGUGAAUGCGAGUGUUAUAAACGCGAAGCGCCCGAAGAGGUGACGGGAAAGUACUGCGAAUGCGAUAACUUUAGUUGCGAUCGAAAUGACGGCAAAGUGUGCAGUGGUCCGGAUCACGGCAAGUGCGAGUGCGGCACCUGUCUGUGCAACGAUGAUUGGACCAAAUCCGACUGUAGUUGCAAGAAGUCCAACGAGGACUGUGUCGACCCCCGCACUAACAAGGAGUGCAAUAACAGAGGGACGUGUAAAUGCGGUCAAUGCCAGUGUGAGGCCAAAGGUGACGAACAAUACACGGGACAGUACUGCGAGGACUGCCCCACAUGUAAAUCUCAGUGCGAAAUAUACAAAGAGUGCGUUCAGUGCCGUAUCCAUCAGAGCGGGCCCUUAGACGAGGACGCGUGCAAUCAGUGCUCCAUAAACCCGAUCGGAACCUCUGAUUUCGAUGUGACAGAAGGGGAACAGUUGUGUGUCUUCAUCGAUGACGAUGACUGCAAAUUCCAAUUCAAAUACAAGUACGAAGAGAAAGAGGAUGUCAUUUACGUGGUCGCCCAGAACACCAAGGACUGUCCCGAACCCGUCGAUGUCUUGGCCAUCGUUAUCGGCGUCAUCGUCGGCAUAGUUCUCAUCGGUUUAGCACUUCUUCUCAUUUGGAAACUCUUGACAACAAUUCACGACAGAAGAGAAUUCGCCAAAUUCGAGAAGGAGAGGAUGAUGGCGAAGUGGGACACGGGCGAGAAUCCAAUCUUCAAACAGGCGACCACUACCUUCAAGAACCCCACAUAUGGUGGCAAACAGUGAUAAUAAUGAGCGAAGU